Messenger RNA from Colletotrichum tamarilloi, 1095 nucleotides. RefSeq lists its product as uncharacterized. The record is from RefSeq and is a predicted model, not a curated record. The transcript is spliced from 2 exons. Bases 1 to 1095 code for a protein of 364 amino acids. NCBI's taxonomy places the organism in Eukaryota, Fungi, Ascomycota, Sordariomycetes, Glomerellales, Glomerellaceae.
AUGGUAGAUGAGAUUGUGCCGGAGUCUGUCACUCAGCAUAUCUCGUCAGUAACGGCAGCCGAUGAUCAUUCUUGUCUCGAUGACCUGUUGUUGAGCGAACCGUUAUCGUUGGAGAGGAGAUUGCAUCCCACUACCUCUGUGGUUGCCUCUGAGUCCACCUCUGAUGGCGCAACCCUCGCCUACACUAUCAACGUAUCGCCAACGAUGCAGCAUAUCCCAAUAAUUCUGGAUUCGACCCUGAGAUCAGAUACCGACGAUUUUCAGCUACUGUUUCAGCACUUCGUCUUGCAGUCGAUGCCAUCUAUGGCGCCUGAUGACAUUGACUUGGACCUCUUCCUCAAGUACACGAUGCCUUUGGUCCUCGGCGACGAUCUGGUCAUGCGCGCAGCCCUCGCGCUUAGCAGCGCAAAGUAUAUGAUGCGAGAUCCAACGAGUAAAGCGCUACAUCUGUCUAGGCUAUGCCAUUCCCAGGUUAUGGAUGCUAUCAGAAUACGGAUCAUUACUUGCAAAGCUGGGCUGGACGAGCGACCUGUGUUCCUAUGUGCAGCUGCUAUACUUAUGGCUGUGCUAGAGUUAACGCUUGGCAGCACACAAAGUCACCAUAUAGACUUUGCCACCCAUCUUAUACUCAACGUCCUUCCCUCGUCCGUUCGACAGAUUGAUCGAACUCUGCAUAGAUUCCUGCUUAGGGCGUGCAUCUACAUACGAGCUGAGACAUGGGGGUGCGAGGGUCCCACAGGUUUGCCCUCGGACGUAGAGAAGCAGGUUGCGAAUAUGUUCCAACUCGCGGCCAAGCUUGAGGAUCUGGACAACGAGGGAGGAAUAAGAAGUCAGAUCGGCUUGCUCCAAACAGCCUUCGUCACAGGCCUGUUAGUUGUGCCGAAGCUCGCACGCCUUUCAGCAUCAAGGGGGUGCAUCGAAGACGACGUUGAACGCGCUAUACAAUUGGCAGCACUCGAGUCGCAGAUCAUGUCGUGGCAACCUCCUCCUGGUUCUGAAGCAAGUGAUAACGUCCGGAGAGUCUGGGGUCUAUGGCGGACAGGUCUUCUGCGGAACGACUCGGAACAGGGCAGCCAAAUUUUCGAAAUAGCUUAG